AUGGCGGCGGGCGGGGAUGGCGUGGCUCGACAGGCUGAGCUCCGCUGGAUCGAGGGGAACGUCUGCUUCAAGAAGGUGCCCUCGUCGAUGCAGGAACCACCUUCUCAUCCAAAGCUGCCUCCUCGUGCCCUGAUGCGUGCGCCCCCAUCCACGCUGCCAUACAUGGUUCAGCUACGAGCAGUCAUAACUUUCAACCUCAUGCCUUUUUCCUUUGCUGAAAUUGGUGCUAAGUGUGAUUUAUAA
Miscanthus lutarioriparius is the source of this 243-nucleotide messenger RNA. The record is from the annotation of a GenBank genome assembly. NCBI's taxonomy places the organism in Eukaryota, Viridiplantae, Streptophyta, Magnoliopsida, Poales, Poaceae.